Messenger RNA from Physella acuta, 3617 nucleotides. Its product is annotated as inositol monophosphatase 3. The record is from RefSeq and is a predicted model, not a curated record. Gene Ontology annotation, cellular component: endomembrane system. Gene Ontology annotation, biological process: phosphatidylinositol phosphate biosynthetic process. Gene Ontology annotation, molecular function: 3'-nucleotidase activity. NCBI's taxonomy places the organism in Eukaryota, Metazoa, Mollusca, Gastropoda, Physidae.
GUUUCGACAUUUUUUGAGAAUAAAUAACUGCAAACUUGUUUAAUAUUUGUAUAGAUCUAGGUUCUAUAGAUCUAUAUAUAUUAUAUUUAAAUUAAUAGACAGUUUGCAACAUGUAAGCCUAUCAAUUAUAUCUACCAACCCUACAGCAAAGACUUCGAAACACUUUUUAGUUGCAGCUUUACUCGUAGCCGCCAGCAAUGUCAAGUAUGGCUCCUGUAAACGUUCGAGUGAAUCCUAUUGGGAUUUUAGUGUUCGUCGGGGGUUUAACAGUUGCACUGUUUUAUUUGUUCGGUAUGCCCGAUUUAUUUAGAAGGGAGCAAAGAAUCAGCAUGAAAGAGCUUUUAACUGUCAGCAUUGGUCUUGCUCAACGAGGCGGAUUACAAGUGAAAGAGAUUCACAGCAAACACAAAGUUGACGGAUCUUCGAAAGGAAAAACAAAAGAAGGUGCCGACGAAAUGCUAACCAACGGCGAUUUAGAGUCCCAUAGAGCCAUUUUUUACGGAUUUUCAAAAAUAUAUCCCAGCAUAAAGGUUGUCUCUGAAGAACAUGAUAACAAGCCUGUAGAUUUUAACCAAAUAUCUGCUGUUGCAACCAAGUCAGAGGAAGUUGAUGAAAUUAUUAAAAGUGACCAAUCUAUACCUGUGAGUAGAAUUGCCAUUUGGAUUGAUCCACUUGAUGCAACUCAAGAGUAUACAGAAAGCUUAACCCAAUAUGUAACAACUAUGGUGUGUGUUGUAGUUGAUGGUGAGCCUAAAAUUGGGGUCAUUUAUGUUCCCUUUCAAGAUGAAACAAUUUGGGCUUGGGAUGGAUAUGGCCACUCUAAGAACUUGAAGCAACGUGACAGCACAGAGAAAUUAAACACCCAAAAGCAUAGCAUAAUUGUCUCUAGAAGCCAUCAAGGUGAUAUAGAAGCAGUGGCUAAAGGUGCUUUUGGUGAUAAUGUAGAAAUCAUUACUGCUGGAGGAGCAGGUUACAAAACAUUAGAAGUGAUAAAAGGAUCUGUAAACGCAUACACUCACAUUACUCUGAUUAAAAAGUGGGACAUCUGUGCAGGGAAUGCAAUCCUUAAUGCUGUAGGUGGGAAAAUGACCACUCUGGAUGGAGACUUCAUUGACUAUUCACCUAACCUGAGUAAUAAGAAUGAACGAGGUCUCUUGGCCACCAUCAACAGCAAGCUGCAUUAUGACUAUCUGGACAAGUUAGGAGGAAAAGCAAAAGAGGUUAUGGAAGCAAAGCUGCAAGUGAAGUCUCAUAGAUAGAAUCAGAUAUGUUGAAUGAAACUAGUAUUAUUUCUUUUCAAAAUUUCAAGUGUCCUUACACACAUUGCAGUUUUACUCAUAUUGUAUAUUACAGUUUGCAAACUCAUGUAGAACAAAAAUGAUUGUAAUUUUUUUUUUUUUUAAAAAAAAGCUAAAUAUUACAGCUAAAUUUUAAGCAUGAUUCUUGUUAAUUGUCAGAUUUUACUGAAUACACUACUUCUUAAUAAUGUGGGAGCACAAAUAAAAAAAAACAUUACUCCCAAUAACCUGUUUAAAAAGAUUCAAAAUAGAAAAUUAAUGCAAUUAUAAUAAUGGUAAUUUGAUUCAGGUUGUUUCAAUUUAAACAUUGCGUGCAUAUUACCAUUACAUGAUUAUGCUAAUUUGUGAUUACAUAUCUGGAAAUGUAAAUACUUUUGGUUUGAUAUAUCAUUAGCAAAUGAUUGGGCAAAUGAUUUAUUUAUAGACUGGAUUAAAUGAAUAUUUUAUUAAUGUCAAUUAUUUAAUCAGUGGCAUAUUUUGAAUUAUUUUUUUUGUAUUUAAAAAUACAUGUGUAUGUUCAUGUGGUUAUAGAUUUUUUUAAUAACCUGCAAUGUAAUUUUAAAUGUUGAUCUGUUCAUCCAGUUUUUCAGUAAAUCCACCUAUCUUAAAUUGUGCUAAUUCACAUAGGAGGUUCAUAACCUCUCUCUCACUCCUUCUUCUGCAAUGCUAUUUUACUGAAUCACUUGAAACUUUUUAAAAAAAUUGCAAUAAAACAGAAAUUCAUUAGUUCACUGUUAAAAUUAUUGAUGAAAAAAUGUGAAAUGUUUAAAAAUUAAUUUUACAAUGCAAUGGCUUGCCAAAAUAAGGACCAAGUGUUAACAGUCAGAGUACUAAAAAGUCUACACUUAAAUAUAUAUUUAUUUUAUCGGUGGUAUGAUUCAUGUAAAUAUUGAUCUCAUGUGCAAUGUAUUGAUUAUAUUUAUUGUUUUGUAAAUAUGGGUGUAUAAUUUAACUUAGAUGGUGUCAAUUUGAAUUAAUAUAUAUGAUUCAGUUUUAUAAAACUUCAGUUAACAGUGUUCACCAGUUAUAUAUUCAUUGUUUUUGGUUUUUAUAAAUGGAUGAGUACCUGACUCUAGUCAGGGAAAGUAAAAUUGGCUGGGCAGAACAUGCUGUGCUGAGGUGUUUUUUUAUUGCAUGGUGGAAUAAUAGAUAAUUUUGUUUUAGGUUUAUACAAGGACGGUUGCUAAAUCGGUUGUCUUUUAAUUUUACAACUAUUUUCAUUGUACUGGUUACUACUUUUCAGUGUUCUUUAAUAGAGUGAUGAGCAGACAUUAUUGGAAAAGAAGUAUUUUUAGAAAAGGGUUUUGAUACAAACUUUUUGUCUAUGAAUUUGAUCAAAGCUACGCAAUGAAUCUUUUAGUUUUUUUGUAAGCUAACAUUGCUUUGCUCAAUAUUAUUUAGCAACUAGUUGCAUUUGCUUAAAAUGUAUGCCUAAUAAAACUAUGUAUUUUUUCAAUACUCAGUAGUUUCUUUUGGUUUAACAAUUGUAUCCACCAUAUUCAAAUUUGAUUUCCCUUUUUCUUUAUUUUGACAUUAUUUUUGGCAGAGUUUGAUUUACUUAGAUCACAUGAGAUAGUAUGAUCAAUAACAUGCACUUGUUUAAGAUGGUACCAAAGAGAUUUUAAUAUUUUUGUGUGUGUUAUAUUUCAAACUAGGAUUUUUAAAUCAUCUCAUACACCUUUGACCAGAAAUAAUUCUAGAUCUGUUAGAACACACAUUCCAACAUCUUGAAUCAGGUGGGUGAAACUAUGGACUUCCACAUCAAUUGUAACUUAUAAUUUCCCAGCUCCCUUGGUUGGAACCCCUUAUGUGACAACCACAAAAAAAGUGUAGUUUCUCACAACUAAUUUAACAUGUAAUUACAUACUUUGCAUGAAAUGUUAGUUUUUCAACAUUGUCUUUCUUUAAAUAAUAAUCUUGGGCAACUUUAAUGUGUAAUACUAUUAGGUAUAAAAAUAGAAUUGCUUGUCCCCCACCCCUCUCCAGUUCUAUGGUUUAAACUUUUUUUGUAAUGAUAAAAUAUUUAAUCAAUAGUACUUCUUCCUGCUUAAGGUCACAUAUAGUUGACAUUUUUUAAAGGGCAUAUUUUUAUACAAAUUGUUAUAGCAUCAUAUACAUACUUUGUUGAACAUAUGGACUUGUGUGAGACCAAUUCCUCUGUCAUGUGAACAUUUUGACAUAGCUUUUUAGUGCCAUUUAUUGAAAUGUUUGUUUCAGUUGGGAUUGUUUAAUUUACUAUAUUCUGGCUGAUGUGUGUUGGCAUCAUUUGUCAAAGGAUUAAUUGUUUAAGUACUUGGUUUCUCAAAUAAAUUGCUGAAA